Messenger RNA from Aspergillus clavatus NRRL 1, 714 nucleotides. RefSeq lists its product as uncharacterized. Lineage: Eukaryota; Fungi; Ascomycota; Eurotiomycetes; Eurotiales; Aspergillaceae. The transcript is spliced from 3 exons. Bases 1 to 714 code for a protein of 237 amino acids. The record is from RefSeq and is a predicted model, not a curated record.
AUGUUCUUUCAGUGGGCCGUCGAUACCGCCAAUGAGGAAGAAGCAUGCAAGGAUAUAGAUUGUGUGUUUGUGUCAGACUUUUUCAACAAAAGGGUGAACGAUCCACCUACCAUGCCUGGGUUGGACGCCUCCCACCAGCAAGUUCCUAUGCAGCGAGUGAUGGAGUCGCUGGGUAGUGAUACGAACCGACAGAACUUUGCCAUCCUUUGGGGAAGCGUCAAUCUCAACAAAGCACAGUUGUGGCAAAACCGCAAAGCAAGAGCAGACAACACAUGGGAGGAUUACGCCACCAAUGACUUGAACAAGGCAACUGAAGUGAUUCGAGAUUCGAUCGCCGUCUAUCAAUAUCUCAGAGACUCGAAGAUGUGGGGCAAGUUCAAAGCGAUCAACAAAGGCGUCCGUGCAGAGAUGCUUCGUGCACAGGAGCAAUAUAACAAGGACAACGACAAGGAUUCAAAACUGCAGGAUUGUUGGGAUGCGUGGUUGAAACACAAACUUGGCGAUGACGGCAAGAAGUGGGUGACAGACGCGAUGGAGGACUUGAAAACGAAGCACAAGCCAGAGGACAGCAGCGAGGAUGACCCCCUUGGGCAUGAGUUGUACGAUGCGUUGACGACGAUCCUGGAUCUUCUGGCAACGGAGGCAGGUGAGGCCAUCAAAAUCUCCAAUUUCGAUCUGGGGCUUGAUGAUGAUGCAAUGGACACCUCGGAUUGA